Messenger RNA from Hemicordylus capensis (graceful crag lizard), 1274 nucleotides. RefSeq names its product ATPase H+ transporting V1 subunit G3 (gene ATP6V1G3). The record is from RefSeq and is a predicted model, not a curated record. Gene Ontology annotation, biological process: proton transmembrane transport. The transcript is spliced from 4 exons. NCBI's taxonomy places the organism in Eukaryota, Metazoa, Chordata, Lepidosauria, Squamata, Cordylidae. Gene Ontology annotation, molecular function: proton-transporting ATPase activity, rotational mechanism. Bases 250 to 606 code for a protein of 118 amino acids. Gene Ontology annotation, cellular component: vacuolar proton-transporting V-type ATPase complex.
GAAGAAUGGAAAAGAGUGAAAUCCAUCUCUUUAUCUUCUGAGGGUUUUCCAAGCUCCCCAGAUAAAUGAUGUUACCCUGGUGUUGUGCCACUAAGAACAUGAAGGGUAUUCAUCUCGCUUCAGCAGGCUUGGAGGGUUCAAACUGGACGCACAUCUUGUUGACACAACAAGACAAGCUGUGGGGAAACCAGGGAGCAGCAGCAUAAAGCCCUCUUCCUCAUUCCCAGAAGAACAAACCAAGGGGACAAAAUGACUAGCCAGUCUCAGGGAAUCCAGCAGCUUUUGCAGGCAGAAAAACGUGCCAAGGACAAACUCGAAGAAGCCAAAAAAAGAAAGGGGAAAAGACUGAAGCAAGCCAAGGAGGAAGCCACAGCAGAGAUAGACCACUACAGGUUACAGAGGGAGAAGAAUUUCAGACAAAAGCAGUCCAAUAUAAUGGGCUCACAAGGUAACCUCUCCACAAAAAUAGAUGAAGAAACCACAACAAGGAUCCGGGAUCUCACCAAUAACUAUCAUAAGAACAUGGAGCGUAUGACUGGAAACCUUUUGGGGAAGGUGUAUAAUUUCAACCCUGAAAUCCACCCAAACUAUGCAUACACAAUUUAAAGCCUUUUAUAGAAACAUUUCAGGAGGAGUGUUGCCAUCUCUACUGCUAGGCGGACUGAGGUGGCCUGCUCAGCUGACAGGUUUGAGGGGGCCAUUAAAGGGGAACAUAUUGUCAAUUAUUAAAGGUUUACCACCAGGAAACAUUGGAUGGGAUCCAUUUGGAUUUGUUUUGCCUCAGGCACCCAGAUCAUCUGGAGCCGUCUUUGAGCAGAAGGCAUCCUUUUCCUGAAUGUGUCAUGUUCUGUAUUCCAGUGUGGAUGUGAGAGAAACACAAAGCCAGAAACACGUAGAUGUUUAUAGGAUUUCUGAGAGGACCCGUUCGUGAAAGGCUUCCUACGAGCAUUUGGUGGAAAGGAUUUCUCCCCCCUCCCUGCUUUUUUGCCACUUUUUUGGGUAGCAAGGAGUUUGUCACUUAUAUAUGGGCAAUGGCAGACGAGGGAGCUGCUUGACACCACCAGGUUUUUAGUGGGUGUCUCUUAAUUCUUUGCUUAUGUUCUCGUCUCUACUACUUUAAAAAGUGUUCAGAAUGACUUGGCCGGUUGCAGGAAACCUGUUUAUCACAAUAUGUGGAGUGUUUAAAAUAACCAAGCAUGUAAUAAAUAUUAUGUAUGUAUAAUUAGACUUGAAAUUAAAGCACUUGUCUCUAGCAUGGCACAACUGAAGAGGCA